AUUCAAAUCUGAUCAUCUGGCAAGCAAGGGAGCAUUGUGUGGCGACUGUGUUGUAGUUAACAGACCAACUGAAGAGCCAGAGUCAUCUGUGUGAAAAAAUGGAGCCAUCUGAAGCAGAUGCAAUGAUCAAAAAGACACCACCUGUUGAAGAGGACCAUGGUGAGGAUAACAGAAAUGUCUCACUGCCCUCCUGUGCCUCCUCAACGUUUGCAUCAGCUGUUGCCACCUUUUUCAUCGGGCUGCUUUUUGGAGCAGCAGGAGGUCUGCUGCUGGGAACAACAGCAGUUGUUGUGGUUCAGUCCCUGGAGCUUCUGGCUGACAACAGGCUGCUCAUGGACCAGUUAGAAAACUACACGCAUGAUCCAAAAUUUACAAACUUUUUGUCAAAGCAAGAAAAUGAACAUUUGCAGUCAAAAACCUACAUUCAAAUGGGUCACAUUCACAUAUCCCUGUUCGCACUAUUGUUUGGCUUGUUUUCCUCAAUCAUUUCAUUACCUAUAGGAAUCUUCAUUGGUUUUUCAACAUCUGCUCUGGUGAUUAAAGUAAACGGUGAAGCAGCGAUGGGAAAGGCCCUAACUUUGGCUGGGACAGUGUGUCUGAGCAGUGUCACUGCUAUCGGAUACGCUCUGGGUUUGGCUUUCGAGAGUUUUCUAUCAAUCACUUUAAAUGGUAGGUUAUUCAUCUGGUUUCAUAUUUUAGCAAUGGCUGUCAUUGGAGCACUAGCAGCACUAGCAAUGGUUCUAUCAAUCAACCAGUUCAAAUUAAGUAAUUAUUUGUUGAAACUUAAAGAUUGGCUUUUGACACCUAUUGCUGCAUUCCCUAUUUUUGAUAACUGGAGGUUAAUUCUUGCAAACACAUUAUUUUGUAUAUAUCUAAGUCUAAAGAAUCUUCUAAAUUCAUUACUUCCCAAUCAAGCCACUGUAACUAUCCCACUAAUGUUGAUCAUAGCUACUGCCUUUAACAUGGCAGGGCAGCCAAUAAUAACCUUACAGUUGCCAACAUCCACAAAUUCAAGCAGUAUUCUACCUGAGGCCAUCUUUAUUGGCAUUCUAACUUCUCAGCUGUUGACCGUGACUGUAGGAAUGUCAUUAUUUUUGUUGUGGCACAAGAGCGGAGCAGGUAGAAUCUGUGUUACUACAGCUGGUUCUGGUGCUGCAGUUUUAAGUAUUAUAAAGUUGGCUCUACCUGCUCUGGGUCCAGGUCCUGCUAUAGGAGCAGUGAUGGGGGUGACAGGAGCAGUAGGGGUGUCACUUUCUGCAGCAGCAACAGCAACAGAUCGCUAUGGUAAAUUAAUAGAUGGAUAUGGAUUGGUAGGAAGGUUGGGAGUGGCAGUGGGAGCAGGUGUAGGAGCUUUUCUAACCUCAUGUGCCCACAGUGGGCUGUCAGGGGUGUUCAUGGGACUGUGUGCAGCUACAAUUCCUGUUGGACUCUAUCUUAAACAGGUGUUUUUUUUCCUCCUGCAUAAAUGUCAGAGUCCUCAACGCAUAUGUGAAAUGUCUAUCUUUUUAUAUCUGUUUUGCCGCCUUAUCUUCGUUAUAGUCUACACCUUCACCCAUAAGUCAUUGUGUCCAUUUACCCGCAGAGUACAGUCAGUUACAUUCUUAUUAUUGUGUGUCAGUAUUAUUCCUGUUGGAUUCUGUCUGCAAUGCCUGAACUCACGUUUUUACUUAAUAGUAAUGGUUCUUGCAUCUUGGGCACUCCUGAUACCACUUGACACCAGUAUUUAUGACUUGGUGUUUGACGUAGAUUUGAUAGGAGCUUUUUAUGGCCCUGCAGUGAUGUAUCCAUCACUACUUUUUGUAACUGUAAUGAUGACCUCCUCAUUGUCAUUUAUGAAAUACAGAGGUGCUGCUAUUGCUGGUGUUAUCAUGUAAUAAUCAUAUAAGUUUGGUCAUUAUAACAGCCUCCCCCUUACAUAGAUGUUUUAAUAAUUGUUUUUUUGUUGAUGUGCUCUGUUUCAAUCUGCAUCUUCUCCACUCCUGUCAGUCCUGGGGGACACAGAGAUUCCUACAGACAUUUCCCCCAUAGACUUCAUAUCGAAAAUGGACAGUUUCCUCUGUAAAGUUAGUCAGGAAGUAGGACUAUGUUCAAUACCAAGGGGUGACUCUGCUGGUCUCAAACAUAACUCCAUUUGAAUGGAAUACUCUGGGAAAAUGAGCCUAAUUCUCACUUGAUUUAUAACUUUAUAACAUUAGUUACAUUAGACUUAAUAUAUUCAGGUCUUUUGGGAAAUUAUGUUCCCAUCAUUUUUUAUAUAAAUAUAUAUACAUACAUACAACAACUUUAUGGUAUCUUUACUUUUUAUUUUAAACACAACUUUAUGGUAUCCAGCUUUUCUGAGACUGUAGUUAAGGAGCCAAAAACAGCGUUGAUGGAGGCACAUUCAUGGUUGUUGCAUACAUUUUUAUGACAUAACAUAAUUGAUAGAAUUAGGAGGCAAAGGAGGCAAGAGUUUACUCUGCAUGGCUGCUGACCUUUACUGUUACUUAUGUUACAUACUUACAUUAGAAAUUAUGGGCAGAUCAGACACUGGUGAGCAUCCUUUAAGUCUGAUAAAUUAUACAGAUCCGGCUUCAAAGCCAAAUUGCUAUGUCUAGCAGAUCUGAAUGAGCUUUCCUUCUGAACAACUGCAAAGUCCUCAGGUGCCUGCGUAAAGUCGACAAACUAAUGGUAAUACCAUCUAUAUGACGUAAGGACAGGACUAUCUUCCAGUGUCUUAAACCCAGAUCAAAGUAAAACUUGAGUAAACUAAACAAGCCGUCCAUGUUGUUAUAAAUCAAACUCUCAAUAAAGGAAUGAAUGUGUUUGUUUCAAAUGCGCUCUAAACUCAGAAAAAAAAAUAAAAACAAACCAACAUUUUUUUCAAGUGAAUUCAAUGCGCUUCCGUACCCGUCUUAUCUUUUGAACAUUUAAUAAACAUAUAAAUACUGUAUAUUUAAAAAACAAACAAAUCAUGA
Messenger RNA from Solea solea (common sole), 2957 nucleotides. RefSeq lists its product as uncharacterized. The transcript is spliced from 4 exons. NCBI's taxonomy places the organism in Eukaryota, Metazoa, Chordata, Actinopteri, Pleuronectiformes, Soleidae. Bases 99 to 1874 code for a protein of 591 amino acids. The record is from RefSeq and is a predicted model, not a curated record.